Messenger RNA from Actinia tenebrosa (Australian red waratah sea anemone), 5092 nucleotides. RefSeq lists its product as uncharacterized. The record is from RefSeq and is a predicted model, not a curated record. Gene Ontology annotation, cellular component: nucleus. NCBI's taxonomy places the organism in Eukaryota, Metazoa, Cnidaria, Anthozoa, Actiniaria, Actiniidae. Gene Ontology annotation, molecular function: metal ion binding. Gene Ontology annotation, biological process: regulation of telomere maintenance.
CUCGACAUAGAAUUUUCAAGAUGGACUUCGAGGCAUGUCUUCGAAAAUUAAAACAUCUUUAGUGGUCGUUUUACAUAUAAAGGGGGCAAGAUGAAUCCCUUUCAGUACCAACAACAACAGCAGUUACAAUAUCCGCAGCAAUAUGGUCAACAGCAAGUCCAAUUCGUCCCGGCUUACCCUUAUAACAUCCAAGCCCAAUCGAGCCAACACACAGCCGCUUCGGGUCAAUAUGGCGGAACAUUCACUACUGCUUUGUCACAACAGCCAAUGGUGGGUUUAUAUACUAAUGUUGCACCUGAAGCGCAGUACGGUCAAGCUCACGGCCAUCCACAAGUUUUUAACCCGACAUUUCCAGGUCAGACUCAGAUAAACCAAACAUAUCAAACUCCGUUUGAUGGUGCUUACCAAUUCCAACAACUGGCUCCUACCAACUUACAAUCUAAUGAUGCUGUUGGCAAGUCUUCUUUAACUGCUUCAAGCUCUACAAGUUUUGAUCCUCCCCCAAUGAAUUUUCCUUCCAUGAAUGUAGCUAAUAAUAGUGGUGGUCAGCUGUCACUGGAAGAUAUCAAUCAAAAGUACACUGAACAGUAUCAAAAAUGGCAACAGCAGUACAAUGAAUGGCAAGCACAACAUGCCAAUCAUCCUGACCAGAAAUUAUUUCAAGAAUAUCAACAACAAGUACAACAAUGGCAGCAGCAGCAACAACAGCAGAUGAUACAGGCACAGGGAAUGGGCUUUGGUUUGCAAUCUCAAGCUCCCAAACAAACUCCAAAUCAACCUGGGCAGCAAACACAUAGUCAAACGGUGCAAAAUUCCUCACCUAAUCUUUCAAGUCAAGCUCUUCAGCAGACAGUAACACACCAGCAGUUUCCUUCCAUGCAAUAUCAGUCUUUCAGUAAAUUUUCAAAUCAAGACCAUGAAUUAAUUAGGAUUGAUAAUAAAGAUAACAACCCCAACUUUGCAGUCUCAUCAAAACAUGAAGAAGGAAAAGGGCCCAAUCAGUGGCAGCAAAAUCAACAGUACAAUGAACAAGGGUGGUUAAGUCAAAAAACCAAUAGCAGAUCUAAUCAAACAACACAAGUUAGUGCUGUAAAAGAGAAUAUUGCACAGGGUGGCAGUCAAAAUAACAAACCCAACUUUGCAGACUCAUCAAAACAUGAAGAAAGAAAAGGGCCCAAUCAAUGGCAGCAGUACAAUGAACCAGGGUGGUUAAAUCAAAAAACCAAUAUCAGAUCUAAUCAAACAGCACAAGUUAGUGCUGGAAGACCCAGACCAGAACUAAUAAAAGAGAGUAGUGCACAGGGUGGCUAUCAAAAUAUCAAACCAAACUUUGCAGACUCAUCAAAACAUGAAGAAAGAAAAGGGCCCAAUCAAUGGCAGCAAAAUCAACAGUAUAAUGAACCAGGGUGGUUAAGUCAAAAAACCAAUGUCAGAUCUAAUCAAACAACACAAGKUAGUGCUGGAAGACCAAGACCUGAACUCGUAAAAGAGAAGACAGACAAUAACCCAUCACAAUUGCUACCUAAAUGGAUGCAAACAGAAGGGAAUCAGUCAAAAGAAAAAAACAAUACUACUGAGAUUCAAGGAUCAACACCAAAAUGGUUACAAGGUGAUGCAAAAAUACCAGUGCCAGAUCAAGAAAAUAAAAAGCUACUGCCAAAAUGGCUUCAAGAUUCCAACAAGGAAAAAAUACCAGAACAGCAAGGAUUUCAAGAAAAUGUUAACAAACAACAAAAUAAACAGGUGAAUGAAUCAGCCAACAAACAACAAAAACAUACAGCAAAAGAUACAAAGCCAUUACCAAAGUGGCUUCAAGGUACUAAAGCCGCCAUUCCAACAUCAACUAAUACAGAAGCUGUUACAACACAGCAAACAGAAAGUUCACAAGCACAGCAAACAUCCUUAACAACAGCCAUAUCAACAACUUCUUCAGCCUUCUCAGGACUCUUUUUACAAAGGUUGGACCCAAAACAAGAGCUUGAGCUUUUGCAACAACAAUCAAUCCAGCUUUUGCAACUUGCACAGCUUGAAAAGAAGCAUAAAGAAAGCAAAUCCGCUGAUCCUGUAUCUCAAAAACCAAUCAAGGCAGAACAAAUACCAGAUACAAGUGUCACUAAGACUCAGCCCACAUCAUCUGAUAAUGUAGCAUCACAGAGUUCUCCAAGCAAUCAACAACUUAUAACUCAGACAUCUUCUGAACAUCCAGUGCAAGAUGUAAAACAGGGAGGGGAUACUGACCAAUCAACAAAGGGCAAGUUGAGAGAUGACUUGCAGAAACCCCAAGUACCUAGUUCAAAGUUGAAGUCAGUACCAUGCAGAUUUUUUCCAAACUGCAGAUAUGGUGCUGAGUGUAAAUUUCAACAUCCACCUUGCACAACAGGAAAGAGUUGUACAUCGAAAGACUGCAUAUUUGAUCAUUCAGACUUGCCUGAUGGAGUUCCAGGAACUGAUUUGAAAGUGGGUGGCUUUGGAAGCUUUAGCAAAAAGGAUGUCCAGAUUCCUGGCAUUGGAGAUGGUAGCCAUUAUGUAAAACCAAUAGCUGAUACUGAAGAAAGGCUUCAACCUAUUUCAAAGGAUUCUACUUCUGUCGAGGUUAAAAAUUAUGUUCCUCCUAAGCAAGUAAGAGAUGAAAUGGGAAGGUACCCAGAAGAUAGAAGAAGAGGAGAACCAGAUAGGUGGCAUGAUGAUGACUGGCAGCGCUGGAGAAAUGACAUGGAUARGGAUUAUGUAGGUAGGGAUGAAAGACUGAUUCCUCCAGUAGAAGAACCCCCGCCACAUUGGAAUGAUAGAGGAAGAGCUUAUCCACAAAAUAGGGAAGAAUGGGAAAAGAGUGAAAGAGAAAGACUUUGGAGAGAAAAUCGGGAGAGGUCACCUGAUUGGGCCAGUGAAAGGGACCGGCAGCAUCCAUCUAGAGAUGAAGAGUAUGCUAGAUGGUAUGAAGAUGAGAGAUGGAAAAGACAGCCUGGUGACUGGGACUACCCUCCCUACAGAGAAGAUCGAAGCCGGCCACCUUUGUCACCACCAUACAGAAGAGAACAAGAAUUUGAUAGGGAACGAUACCCUUCGAGGGAAAUGAGAGACCGCCCAUAUUAUGACCAAGAAUUAAGAAAUGAACCUCCUCACUCACGUGAAUAUGAGCAGAUGGAUAGGUAUAGUAGACCACUGUCACCUCGUCCAGACGAUUAUGACAGACGAAAAGAGUGGGAAGACAGACGAAGACAAAAUUAUUGGCCUAAUUCAAGAGAACCAGAUUGGAGCAACAGGAGAGAUCAACCAUUUGCUGAUCUCCAAUCAGACAGAUAUCGUGAGGAUUAUGGGCACCAUAGAAGGAGCCUGUCACCGCCUGUAGAUCCUUCUAGAUCUCCUAUGUAUGAUAGACAAAGGUACAGAGAUAAUCCUCCAGACUACAAGAGAAGAGAUGGCUAUUGGGAUAGAAAGGAUGGUGAUAGGGUGCGGGGUUUUAGAGAUGACAUACAUCCAGGAUGGAGGAGUCAUCAGGAGGAUGUUGGAUACCAGGAUCAUCACCCUACUAGAGAACCAGUUCAACAUGAAAAACCAAGAGCAGUUGUUGUUCCUGUAGAAACUAUUUUAGAUAAACCUGGGAGAGAUUCAAGGCCUGAUAGAAUUGUCAUUAUUCUAAGAGGCCUACCUGGAAGUGGAAAGACACAUGUUGCAAGACUCGUUAAGGACAAAGAAGCAUGUAAUGAAGCACAUGCGCCUCGUAUCAUUAGCCUAGAUGAUUAUUUCCUCACUGAGGUUGAGAAGCAAGAAAAAGACCCAGAUACUGGAAAAAGAAUUAAAAAGAAGGUUACUGAGUAUCUAUAUGAAGCUGAAAUGGAAGAUUCAUACAGAGCCAGUAUGUUUAAAUCCUUUUCCAAGACUCUUGAAGAUGGGUUUUUUCCUGUUGUCAUAGUGGAUGCCAUUAAUAACAAGGUGGAACAUUUUGAAAAGUACUGGAGUCUUGCAAAGCAGAAGGGAUUUGAGGUAUACAUUGCUGAGUUAUCGGCAGAUUCUCACGUUUGUGCCAAGAGGAACAGCCAUGGUCGUACCUUUGAAGAAAUUAGCAAGAUCCAAAGUGAAUGGAAAGAAAGUCCAACCCACAUGCUGAGACUGGAUGUGCGGUCUCUUUUACAAGAUGCGGUAAUAACAGAGGUUGAAAUGGAAACUGCAGACGAAAUUACAUCUCCAAAUCUUACAAAGGAACUAGGCAAAUCUGAAGGCAAUGAAGAUAACGCGGAAGAAGAGGAAGAGGGAACAUUUAAGUCUCGGAUACAGCUACCUCAAAGAAGCAAGUGGGAUGACGUGGACAGUUCAGCGGAAGCACAACUAAACAAACUCGAUGGAAUACGUCCCCUAAAAAGAAGAAGAGAAGCCUCCCCUCCCCUUACACUUAGUGAUGACGAGGAUCCUUACGAUGAAAAGGAAGAAGAUAUGAGAAUUGGAAAGAAGAGGGUUCGUUGGGCCGAUAUAGAAGAAGGAAAACACAUGGAACACCGAAGGAGAAUCGGGUUUUGUAUUGGGACAGACUGGAGUCUUCUAACAGACCCAAAUGCUAAAAUUCCUGAACAUUAACAAUCUUAGAAUAGUUCCUCCAGGCAAGAUAAAGCUGUCACAAGUCCUGGAGRGAGCGUACUGUUUUCAGUUUCUGAUGCUCUCACUAAUGCUCUCUCUUAAUGUUUACUACUUAAGUUAUGAAAAGAAAUAUUUAAAAAUUUUGUUUUAUCUUCAUGUUAUUGUAUAAAAGGCAUAAUAUCGCUAAUAGAAAAUAUGACUGUAUUUUGAAGUUCCAUUGUAGGAGAUUGCAUGUAUGAUAAUAGAGAACUGAUAUUCAGCAAUGUAUUAAAGCUAUAAGGAUAUUUUCACUCACAAUAAGCAAAGCAGGAAAGGUAAAUGAGCAGCACUUGUAGAAAGCACUAUUUACGAAAGCUGCCAGCUUUUUGAUUGCUUGCAAAAAUUAGACCUGACAAUACGGGAUUUAUCAUUUGAGGUAAAUCUACUGGCCUUACCACCACACUUUGAACGAGACAGAUUUUUUUGAUAGUAAUUUGUUGGCUAUCAAUAAAAAAAGAAUAAAGAAAACUUCAAUUAUUGA